CCAAACACCAAUGAUGAACUGAGGGGAGGAGCUUAAUUUCAGGCCAUAGCUUUGUUUAGUAGUAAAAAGUGGUUUGCCGCCAUCUUGUGGCAACUACAGGCAAUAACAAGCUUUUUUUUUUUUUUUAUGUGGGAGUCAAUCACUCACAGGUUCUAGCAACUAUUUAUCAAUUGACAUGUGGAAUUUUUAGACCUGGGCUGUCCUGUAUGCGUCCAAGCCAGUAUUUUGAUGAGGUUUGAAUUGGAUUCAUUGUUCUGCCCUAAUUUUUGACUAUUUCCCACCCUCAUACACAUUUACACACAACACACCAAGCUGUUUACAGGAUGUGACCAGCGCAGUCUCUUUGUUGGGCUUCUGUAGAAGGAAAUGGUGUGGAGGACUUCCUGGAAGUUGCAACGACGCCCGUGCACUCGCGCCCAACAGACUGAGACACAAACACACCCACACAUGACGACUUGACUCCUGCGACCGCUCCGGUCACAACUCAUGCGGAAUGGCUUUCCGUAGGAGCUGGUUCAGUUGGGACAGGUACAGUGAGGUGGACCUCUUCACCGAGCGCUUGGACCAAAACAACAGCCUCUCCCAGGCCAUCCGGGCCGCCGCCUCUGACGAGAUGGACGCCGACGGCAACGUGCUGUUCGGCCAGAUCCAGGGCACCGUAGUGGGCCUCAAAUAUUACAGCGGGGUGGUAAACCAAGGCGAAAUGGUGGGCCUGGAGCGUGAACCCCAUAACCUUUACGACCGCAACGCCAUCAUGGUCGCCAACAUCUACGGCAGCCAAGUUGGCCACAUCAGGAAAGACCUGGCUGAAGCCAUGGCGUACAUCUUGGACCGCAAGUUGGCUAAAGUAGAAGGCGUGGUGCACUCUUCGACAAAGAACAGAUUCUCCAUGCCUGUGAUUUUGUCCUUCUGGGGAAAGGAGGAGAACAAGAGCGCCGUCAUUCAACGUUUGGCAUGCUAUGGGUACAAACUCAUCACAGGUGCGAAUCAGAAGCUGUCUAGCUCCGGAGCUGGGAUGGCCUUGAAUAAAAGAGGCAUGACGGUCCUUCUCACGGCAGAGGAGUUGAAGAACGCCUUUGACAACCUCUUCGAAGGCCUGCUGGAAAGUAAAGAUGGUGAAAAGGAAGCAGCUGAGUCUGUGGCCACGCCGCUGCUGCCCCACCAGCGGCAAGCGCUGUCGUGGAUGUGCGCCCGCGAGAACGAGUGUGUGCUGCCGCCCUUUUGGGAGAAGCGCGGCGAACUGUACUACAACACUCUGACGUGCUUCUCGGCCAAAGAAAUACCCGAGAGGGUCCUCGGCGGGAUACUGGCAGACGACAUGGGACUGGGUAAAACGCUGACGACCAUCGCACUCAUCCUCACCAACUUCCAUGACGGAAAGCCACUGCCCGUGUACAACCGCCAGGAGCAAUCUUCACCUCGAAAAACUGAUGGAGCCGGACCGAGUGGCGCGGUGGCUCACGGUCUACGCUCCGGCCUGGUCAACAUGGAGCAAUCUUGUUUUACCUCACCAAAUGUCAAGGACGCAGCAAAGCUGUCAGAGAAAGGCAGAAGAACGACAAAACCCACCAAGCGGAAAUAUGAGGCGUCGCUGUUGCUGGAGGAUGGCGACUUUGCCUCUGCGCUGUGCGAAGGGCUGCCGUCGUCGACUAAUUCCUUCAAGAAGAAAAAGAAGAAGAAGAAGGCCAGCUCCAUGCUGGCUCAAGAUUACCACGCCGCAGAGAACCCUAGCGAAGCUGUAUCAGCAGGGGCGACUCUCAUCGUAUGCCCGCUGUCAGUGCUCAGCAAUUGGCUGGACCAGUUUGAGGAGCACUUGCGAGCCGACGUCAAGCUGAGAGUGUACAUGUACCACGGCCCCGACCGCAACAGGAGCACCAAGUUCCUUUCCUCUCAGGAUGUGGUGCUCACCACCUACAACGUGCUCGCUGCCGACUUCACGAGUAAGAACAGGAGUCUGCAUGAUGUCAGCAGUCCCCUGCAUGACAUCAACUGGUUGCGGGUGGUGCUGGACGAGGGCCACGUGGUCCGGAACCCCAACACACAGAUGAGCAAGGCCGUUCUGGACCUCAAAGCAAAGCGACGCUGGAUUCUGUCCGCUGUUCUUUGCCGAGUAUUCUUUGACUUGAUAGACAGACCGCUGCAAUCUGGAAUAUUCCACCGUGGCGGAGGGACGCCCAUUCAGAACAGCGUGAAAGACCUUUGGAUGCUGCUGGCCUUCCUGCGCCUCAAGCCGUUCGACGUGAGGGAAUGGUGGAAUCGAGUCAUCCAGAGGCCCGUGACGCAAGGAGACAGGGCCGGCCUGCAGAACCUGCAGACACUGGUGAAGUGCAUCACGUUGCGGCGCACCAAGACCAGCGAGGUGAACGGCCGCCCGCUGGUCACGCUGCCCGAGAAGAGCGUGUGCGUGGAACAGGUGGAGCUCAGCGCCUCAGAGCGCGAGGAGUACGAGCUGGCACACAAUGAAGGAAGGCACACCAUCGGCAGAUAUGUUGCUGAAGGGACAGUUUUGAGGAAUUAUGCGGAUGUGCUGGCCAUCCUGAUGAGGCUGCGACAGCACUGCUGCCACCCUGACCUGCUGUCUAAGACCGCCUCCGAUGCAGGCUUGGCGGCCACGCCGGCCGAGCUUCGCGAGCACCUGAUCGAGAAGCUGCGCGUGGUGCUGGCAAGCGGUUCGGACGAGGAGUGUUCCGUGUGCCUGGACUCGGUGCGCCUGCCCGUCAUUACGCACUGCGCCCACGUUUACUGCCGCCCAUGCAUCGCACAGGUCAUCGGCACAGAGCAGGAGAGCGCCCGCUGCCCUCUUUGUCGGAGUGACAUCAAGAUCAACGAGCUGGUGGAGUUCCCGCAGGAGGAGAUGGCGGAAGGAAAUGGAGGAAGAAGUCCUGGCAAGUGGAGGACCAGCUCAAAGAUCCAAGCGCUGAUUGGCAACCUGCUACGUCUGCGACGUGAAGACAGCACCAUCAAAUCUUUGGUGGUCUCACAAUUCACUCGCUUCCUCACCAUCCUGGAGACGCCGCUCAGGGAGCACGGCUUCAGGUUUGUGCGAUUGGACGGCACCAUGAGUCAAAAGAAGCGCGCCCAGGUGAUCCAAGACUUCCAGAGCGUGACCCCAAGCAGCCCCGCUAUCAUGUUGCUGUCGCUCAAAGCCGGUGGGGUGGGACUCAACUUCACCGCUGCCUCCCAUGUCUUCCUCAUGGACCCUGCAUGGAACCCAGCCACAGAGGAGCAAUGCAUCGACCGUUGCCACCGUCUGGGUCAGAAGAGAAAAGUAUUUGUAACUAAGUUCAUCGUGAAAGACUCUGUGGAGGAGAACAUGGUGAAGAUCCAGAGGCAGAAGCAGGAGCUGGUGGAGGUGGCGUUCGGCUCCGUGGACAACGACCGCAAGACGUCGCGCAUUAACGACAUCAAGGCGCUUAUGAAGUUGUAGAAAGUGGACAAGUGUGCACCCCUCUUUCUCUCUUUUCUCGUUUCCGACGUUGGCCAUUCCAAACUGAAGUCCAAUCGUUGCCAUUUUAGAAUCAAGGACCCAGUCACACAUAUUCAAUUCAGAGGAGCGGGGAAUCCAAUUGUCAAAAACAAAAAGGAAGCCAUAAAUGCUCCAAAUAUCAUGUUCAUAAAGCUUUCUUUGGCUGUAUUUGAAUAAAAAAAUUCCUGGGCAGCACGUCUGCCUCAGUUUUGGGA
This is a messenger RNA of Hippocampus comes (tiger tail seahorse), 3681 nucleotides long. RefSeq names its product helicase-like transcription factor (gene hltf). Bases 494 to 3427 code for a protein of 977 amino acids. Gene Ontology annotation, molecular function: nucleic acid binding; hydrolase activity, acting on acid anhydrides, in phosphorus-containing anhydrides; ATP binding. The record is from RefSeq and is a predicted model, not a curated record. Gene Ontology annotation, cellular component: nucleus. Lineage: Eukaryota; Metazoa; Chordata; Actinopteri; Syngnathiformes; Syngnathidae. The transcript is spliced from 26 exons. Gene Ontology annotation, biological process: DNA repair.